Messenger RNA from Sycon ciliatum, 3786 nucleotides. Its product is annotated as E3 ubiquitin-protein ligase TRIM71-like. The transcript has a single exon. Lineage: Eukaryota; Metazoa; Porifera; Calcarea; Leucosolenida; Sycettidae. The record is from RefSeq and is a predicted model, not a curated record. The coding region runs from base 460 to 2808 and encodes 782 amino acids. Gene Ontology annotation, molecular function: zinc ion binding.
UAUACACGUACCCACCCAGCAAAGAAGCAGUGUAGAGUUGAGUGAGUUACAGGACAGGUCAUCGAAAACAGGAGAGUUAGUGAUAUUUGAUCGGACUGUGAACGGACGAAAAGGAAUGAGUCUUCGAGGGUCGAAUGCGACUUCGCAUAGAAAAUGAGAUCUUUGUAGCCGAGUGCUAUCGCUGUAAUUAUUUUGUCUGUAUGCUUCGAAUUCAGUUCUGUUUGAUGACAAGACCGGUGUACGUCAAAAGGUGCAGGCGUGUGGCGUGACGCUUUCCUCUACUGUGCUGCCAGCAAUAUGCCUUUUGGGGCCCUGAACCUAUCCGAUAACCAAGUAUUAUGAUCGGAGCGAAAGACUGUUUUUGUGGUUGACCUGACUCAUGAGCUGUUGCAGGAAGUCACUUCUCGCUCAGGCAUACGAUAGUCGCUGGACAGAGAGCGAACCUCUAUCGAACCGGACAUGACCACGGCCGCUACCGCGAAGGCUCGCUGGUCGUGCUGUUCAUGUCAGGGUGAAUUGGACGAAGCCAAGGUGUUGCCGUGUCUUCACUCCGUCUGCGCCACUUGCCUAGCACUGUCCAGGCAGAACGAUGGAUCGCUGUUCUGCGGCGAGUGCAAGACCUCUAUCAGUGCUGAGCAGCUGGACAGGCUGAAGUUCGACUACUUGGCCAGGGACCAGUUCGUCCUGCGACAGCUGGCUAGCAGUGAUGUGGAGAAGGCGUUUGCUUGCGAGGCGUGUGCAGGACCGGAAGUGGCCAGUGCCAAAUGCCUGGACUGCAAUCAGUUCCUGUGCGAGGUUCAUCAGCGCGCGCACGCAAGCAGCAAAGCAGCACAUUCGCACAAGAUAAUGACCGUCACCGACCUGCAUUCCAGUCUGCAAGCGGCGCUGGCGGGGGACGACGGCAGUGAUCACGGCGAAAACACGGACGACCUUUCUCAGCUCGCUCUCGUGCGAAGCGACACAUUACUGUGUGCCCAGCAUGAUGCAAUCGAGUUGUGGCUGUACUGCAAGAACUGCAGCGAGUUUGUGUGCAGGGACUGCAUCAAUGCCGAGCACAAGUCUCACGAACAUACUUUCCCCGAGGAUGUCCUCGACGAGGCGAUCGCCCUGCGGCAGGACAUUGGUGAUUGCGAGCAGGCGCUACCAAUGCUGGCUGAUCUGCAGGAUAUUGUCAACUCAUCGAUGCAAGUGCUGGUCUCCAAUGUCAACAGGAUAGCGCAGGAAAGCCUUGAGAAUGCAAUUGGAGACGCCACGCGGCUGGUGGAGUGCCGCGCUCGACAGUUGCACACGGAUCUCAUCGGCAUGUACGACAGUAAACUCAAGGCACUGGACAAGCAAGCCAACAAGCUUGCCUCCCUGAUCGAGCAGCUGGACUAUGCUGCCGAGUUCGUCAAGUCUGCCGUGCGCCACUGCACGCCAACGCAAUGCCUGGCCCUGAAGGGCACGGCGGACGCUCACAUGACCCGUCUUCUGGACGUGGCCAACCAUUUGUGGAAACCACCGGACAAAUAUGGGGAGUUGCGCAUAGAGUUUGGCUUGUUUGCUUUGCCAAUGGCCCAGAAGAUUGUGAAGCAGCUAGGAGAGGUGUCAUCUACAACAGAGUUUGAACCACAAUGGCUUAUUGUCAAGAGCACGUGCUACACGGUCGAGACGGUUACCGUUAAAGUUGUCCUGGACAACGAUACAGAGCAGAGCACUGCAGAUACCGACGCUGACGCCUCUGCUGUUUGCGAUGCGUGCUGCAUGGUCGUCGGGCCUGACAGUCGGCCACAGGACGUGAGACUUCUGGACAGGGCGGACGGCGCGGCGAGUGCCGCCGAGUUUGCCUUUGUGCCUGACUCGGGCCCAGGCGUAUACUAUGUAAGUGUGGUAGUUGCCGGUGAGCCGAUCCACCGGGCCACGGCUACAAUCACGGCACUGCUGGCACCAUGGACAUUCCGCUACCGAGCCAAGUCGUAUGUACUGCAGGAGGAAGGUAAUGACGACGCGGUCAAGAUCUCCAGCUGCGGCCGACAUAUCCACUGUGAAGAUGAAUCGCCACAACAAUGUGAUGACGACUGUGCUCCUCCACACCACAGCUUGCGGUCUUUGAGCUGCUGGCAUUUGACCAAGCCCUACAGAGUCAUCAUUGCGGACACCGAGAUCCAGAAAUCCGCCACUGAAGGUUGGAAAUGGCAGCUGAGAAUAGAGAGACAAAAGGCGUGUGUCGGGCGGCCCGUAGAUGAUCAGCCGGCAUUUGGUGUUGGCAUGCUAGUCAACGUGACGCAGCAAGACAUCAUGGAUCCGACCUUACUGGAGCACACACCUGAGGCCCCGUUUCAGCUGAACACGGCCAUCUGUUUCUCCACGGGCAUGGCUUGCUGCAGCCUGUCCCAGUGCCUGAUGGUCAGUGGAAAACCUGGCGCUUGCGGCGAUGGCGGCCAAACGACGCCGUGGCCAGAAGAAGCUGCUUUCCAAUUUCAAAAUGGCGGCAACGUAAGCAUGGAGUACUGCUUUGAGCACGAUUUCCUCAUCAUAUCUCACAGCAAUCAGGAUGUGAAGUGUAUCAUUGAUCUGGUUUCACGUACCAUGCAACUAGUCCCGAGCACUGCAGACAAUGCGCAGUACUUCAUGAUCACUCCUGAUAGAGAACGCCUCCAGUCGAAGGUCGGCUACAAGUACGGCCGGGGCAGUCGCGGGUCAAUGGCUAUGCAGAGCUAUGGGUGCAUACUCUCCGUGCUACCCGUCGUAUGGGUGGCAGCUGAUUGUGUCUGUGAUGUGCACCUAGACUUCUCACUGCCACAGGAAAGUGAGGGGAAAGGCACGUGAGCCGACGACAAGCCAGGUCAUCACGGCUCUCAACCGCACCUCGCGGACUGAGAUCCAAUGAUCAAACCUUUGCAAGCAUCAUGGUGAUGCAUAUGAGAAGGCCGCAGUGGUGGAGACUGGACUGGAGAUAUCCUGUAUAUAGAGGCCCGCUGGAUUGAGUGGACCGCUACUAUGAUCAGUGGCCGGGGUUGAAUUGUGUCGGCCAGCCACUCAGGUUUGCUUUGCCGUCUAGAACGUUUGCUACGGUAGCUCCCCGAGUAUGUUUGCUCUCAGUGACUCAAUUGAACUCUUGCAUGCAUAGUGCCGCAAGCACCACUGUGAUUACCUGCCUGCUGUCACGGUAACCCGGCAGUACGUGCCAGAGUGGAUAAUACUAGCAUUUGCACUCAUGGCCUUUUGCCAGCGUCAGGCCUGCACUCAGCGGAUAUCGUGACUCGGGCGUUUCUCAGUGUUGACUGUUCGUUCUAUUUGCCUAUUGUGUGAGUUGUGUCAAUAAUAAUAAUCAAAGUAGACUGGCCAUUUUGCCAAGGUACAUUGUUGAACUGAUCUCGUGACCUGAUGAUAUUUGGAAGCAUCGCUGUACUUUGGUGCAUGUGGAAAGAAUUUUUAAAAGAAACAUAAUCGUAUGAUGCUACAUCAACAAUCAUGAUCCUGCUUGUGAUGCUACAUCAACAAUCAUGAUCCUGCUUCCCUGACUUCAAAGUGUCACUGACUUGUCAAGUCCCGGGUCUUGUCAUGGGCAUAUCAAGACUCAGCGGCCGGGAAAAGUAAAAUGCAUUUUAAAGCCGUGUUCUCGGCCCCGGCACCGUUCACUACACAAUGCCGGAUUUCGUGGUUUUGUUGGUCAGCCGGGGGAGAUUGUGGAGGCCCAAACGAACCGGCCCACCACGACAUAAUCAUAAUGAUCUACAAUGAUUACGCGCACACUUGUACAUUGUAUCCGGUGUAGCGCGAAUGUGCGAACUUUACUUUACUCCA